AUGGAAUACGAUAUCUGGCCUUAUGCUGUUCACGGCCUUCUGGCUUUAUAUUUGUGCAUCUUUUUGCUGGCCGUUUGUCAUGCCUGUUACAUCCGAAUGAGAGACGAAGCGAGAACGAGUCGACAAAUCGACAAAUCGACAAGAUGCGUCGCACGCGGAUCGUCGGCAAGUUCCACAACAAUCAGCCCCAUCUCUACAAAACGAAAUGGUGAAAGGCUAAGA
Messenger RNA from Mesorhabditis belari, 222 nucleotides. The record is from the annotation of a GenBank genome assembly. NCBI's taxonomy places the organism in Eukaryota, Metazoa, Nematoda, Chromadorea, Rhabditida, Rhabditidae.